AUGGCAACAAAGAUGAAACAGAAAUAUGAGAAGUAUUGGGGAGAUGUUGACAAGAUGAACAAGUUGUUGUACAUAGCUGCCGUUUUAGAUCCACGGCGAAAGUUGCGCUUUAUUGGUUUCGCUCUCAAGUGGAUGUAUGAUGAUGAGAAAUCGGCUAGUGAUUUGACAAGUGAUGUCGAGGAGGCUACUUAUGAGUUGUAUGCUCAUUAUGAGAAUCAAGUAGGUGAAGCUUCAUCCUCCUCUCAAACAGAACUAGAUGAAGAUGGUGGAAACGUGGAUCUAAUUGCAGAGUAUAUGAAGCAAUUGCAAAAAGAAAGAGGUGUAGUCAACAAAACUGAGUUGGAUAGGUAUUUGAACGAGGAAGGUGAAAGAUCAAUGGAUCCCAAAUUUGAUGUGCUAUGCUGGUGGAAAGUAAACAGCCACAGGUUUCCAACUUUGUCUCGGAUGGCAAGGGAUGUAUUGGCUAUCCCUAUUUCUACAGUUUCCUCUGAAGCGGCUUUUAGCACUGGAGGGAGAGUACUGAAUGAUUUUAGGAGUUCUUUGACUCCUAAGAUUGUGGAGGCCCUUAUUUGUACUCAGGAUUGGCUCCGAGCAGACUCUAGUCCAUGUGUAGUUGAAGAAGAUUCAGAGGAGAUCGACAAUAUUGAUGAAGAGUUGAGCAUGGUGUUGAAGGCUAUUAACAUCUCUGAUGUUCCACUUCCUUUUACCAAUACCCCUUGUACGAGUCCUAUUAUACAGGCAAACGCAAACACGUGA
Messenger RNA from Linum trigynum, 756 nucleotides. NCBI's taxonomy places the organism in Eukaryota, Viridiplantae, Streptophyta, Magnoliopsida, Malpighiales, Linaceae. The record is from the annotation of a GenBank genome assembly.